AUGGAAGAACUCAUCAUCUACACAACCAACAAGGGUGCAUGUGCGGUGGAUCUGCAUUCCGGCAACAACAUUACGCACUUCAAAAACGAUGAGACGGCCCCCAAUCUGUCCGUCUUUCUCACAAACACCCCCUCGGGCAACCCUCUGCUGUUUUCUGCCCAGACCAAGGGAGCGAUGAUGCACGUCUACAACUGGAACCGAGAGUCUGUGGACCAGCAGAUUGUUCUUCCGGAAAAGCUGAGCUGUCUGGCUGCCAGCACAUGUGGUACUUGGCUAGCGGGAGGAUCAGCUUCCGGCCGGCUGUUUGUGUGGGAAUUGGCGUCUGGAAAGCUCGUCUUUUCGCGCGAGGUGCAUUACCAGGCCGUAACCAAGUUGGCCUUCACCGACGGCCUGCUGUUUUCCACCUCCAAGGAUGCCCGAGUGCUGGGAUGGUCGCUGGUGACCAUGGCUUCUGACCCCAAGGACUGCCAGCCCUGUAUCACCUGGACCGAACACAACCUCGGAGUCGUGGACCUGGUGGUCGGCGGCGGCCCCACACGUGACACCCGUGUGUUCACAGUCUCCACUGACAAGACGGUGCGAAUCUGGGACGUUUCUUCCACAGCCCUGCUCACAACCAUUACUCUGCCUGCUGCCGAAACCCCCACUACUCUGGCAGUUGAUCAGCUCGAACGAACACUGUUUGUGGGUUGCGCCUCCGGGAAUAUCCUGUCUGUGUCUCUCUACGACGUGUCGCCCAGUACAGGUCUGGUUUCUGUGGGGGGAGCUUCUGGAGUGGUGGAGUCCGGCAACGUUGCUCUUUCCCACCAUAAGAGCGCGGUCACCUCGCUGGCUCUGUCUUUCGACGCCACCCUGCUCGUCUCAGCCGACGACAAGGGCUUCAUCUGUGUCUGGGAUCUGCCCUCUCGACAGGUCUCACGAUCGAUCAAGCAGCCCCGAGCCGAAAUGAACCCUGUCACCUACGUCCAGACCAUCACCACACACGGUCUUCCCACCGAAAAGUACAAUCCCAAGACUGCCGUCAAGCUGCCCAUGCUGAAACGAGUUCAAGACGACAAACCCGAGGACCAUGACAUUCUGGUGAAGAUCCAGCCCAGACAGAAGACCGUGGCCCACGAAGACACUCUGCAACAGAUGGUGGAGAGCGCGCAGUUUGGAGGCGAUUCUCUGGCCGGCAAGGUGGUUCAGCUUGAAAAUGAGCUGAGUCAGGCCAAGAGCAGUUUUGCCUCGUUGAAGGAGAGUCAUGAUACUCUGUGGAAUAUUUACCAGCGACAGCAGUAG
Molecule: messenger RNA, 1281 nt
Organism: Yarrowia lipolytica CLIB122
Lineage: Eukaryota; Fungi; Ascomycota; Dipodascomycetes; Dipodascales
Biological process (GO): rRNA processing; DNA-templated DNA replication
Cellular component (GO): nuclear pre-replicative complex
Molecular function (GO): protein binding
Source: RefSeq, a predicted model, not a curated record